This is a messenger RNA of Dunckerocampus dactyliophorus (ringed pipefish), 3457 nucleotides long. It is a transcript of the gene gc2, whose product is annotated as guanylyl cyclase 2. NCBI's taxonomy places the organism in Eukaryota, Metazoa, Chordata, Actinopteri, Syngnathiformes, Syngnathidae. Gene Ontology annotation, molecular function: ATP binding; peptide receptor activity; protein kinase activity. The transcript has 24 exons. Gene Ontology annotation, biological process: intracellular signal transduction; protein phosphorylation; receptor guanylyl cyclase signaling pathway. The coding region runs from base 1 to 3309 and encodes 1102 amino acids. The record is from RefSeq and is a predicted model, not a curated record.
AUGGAAGGACGGAGUCUGGUCCUUCUAACAACAUGGAAGCAAGCAUGCGGCCACCCCUCACCCCCACAUGGGUGUCCCCUCGCAAGGUUCCUCGUAGUGGUCCUGGCCUCUCUGUGUGCGCUGACCUGCCCUGGUCAUGGGGCUUUGUUUCGGGUUGGGGUGGUGGGCCCCUGGGAAUGUGACCCAGUCUUCGCCAAGGCCCUGCCCAGUGUGGCAGCACAGCUGGCUGUGAACCGCAUCAACAAGGACCCCGUGCUAUCCCACGCUGACACAUUUGCCUACACCGUGCUGCACGAACCGUGUGAUACCUCGAGAGCUCUGGAGACAUUUGUGGCUUUCCACACCAAAGCCUCGGCUUAUGUCGGACCCGCCAACCCGGGCUACUGUGAUGCUGCCUCAAUGCUGAGCAAAGGCUGGAACAAAGCUCUGUUUGCAUGGGGUUGCGUUGGCUAUGAGUUAGACGAUGCUCGGAGCCACCCAACCUUCGCACACUCGAUGCCAAGGCCCACCUGGGUGCUGGUGAGAAUCAUGAGGUACUUCCAGUGGGCUCACGUGGGGAUCAUCUCUUCCUCGGAUGACAUUUGGGUGGACACAGCGACCAAGGUGGCCGACUCCCUGCGUACUCACGGUCUUCCUGUCAGAAUGGUCAGCGUCAUGGAGAACACACCUCACAGCAUCAGGAGGACUCUGAGCAAAAUUCGCAAAAUGAGAGAAAUACGAGUGGUGGUCCUCUGCAUGCACUCAGCGCUAAUCGGCGGCCAGCUUCAGAAGCUCCUCUUGGAGACGGCCUACGACAUGCAGAUGAUCGACGGCUCCCUGCUUUUCCUGCCAUAUGACACCCUCCUCUACAGCCUCCCGUACAGCAACGUCAGCUUCCAGGCGCUGAGGAGCAACCGCAAGCUGCUGCGGGCCUACGACGCCGUGCUCACCGUCACAAUCGAUUCUCCGCAGAGGUCGUUUUUUGAGGCCUACAAGGAGGCCAUGGAGAGGGGUGAGGUGGCGAAGACCCUGGAGCCCCAGCAGGUAUCGCCUCUCUUCGGCACCAUCUACAGCUCUGUGUUCCUUGUGGCUCAUGCCGUGCAGCAAGUUCGACAUUCCAAGGAGUGGAUGUCUGGCGGAAAUGUGGCACAACGAGUGCGCGGCCACAACUUUGAGGGCUUCAGCCAUCCCAUGAAGUCUGACAGUUCUGGAAGCAUUCUGUUGGAUUAUGUCCUUCUGGAUACAGACGGACUCUCCUGGGAGCUGAAGCCAACACACAGGCUCGACAUGAAGGCCGAUAUGGUGCACUUCUUAGGUCAAGACAUUCACUUUCCUCGUGGCUAUGGACCUAGAAAGGACGCCGCCUGCUGGUUCACGCCUGGUGUCAUCUGCUCAGGAGGCAUGGAUCUCUUCUCCACCAUUAGCAUUAUGCUUGCAGCCAUCGCUGCCGCCGUGCUGACUGUGCUGCUCAUUUAUGUUGUUCGGCGACGCAUCAACCAGAUCCGACUGGUCAGGGGUCCAAACAAGAUCCUGCUGACUCUUGCGGAUGUCACGUUCAUCAACCCGUCGCUCAGCAACAAGAAGCUGAGCUUGGACGACAGCCGGGCCAGCGGCAUGAAGAGUGGGUCGGAGCGAAGCCUCACUUCACCCACCUCGACCCAAUCCCCGGCCACCUAUGAGAACUCCAACGUGGUCAUUUUUGAGGGGGACUGGGCGUGGCUGAAGAGACUUCCAGAUGGCUCGUUUAGCAGCAUCACCCCCAAAACGAGCGACAUGUUUGAGCUGAUGAAGGACAUGCGACACGAGAACGUCAACCCUUUCCUGGGCUUCUUCCUCGACUGUGGCGUCUUCGCCAUUGUGACCGAGUUCUGCUCCAGAGGAAGCCUGGAGGACCUGCUCCUGAGUGAUGAUGUCAAGCUAGACUGGAUGUUCAAGUCCUCAUUGCUGCUGGAUUUGAUUAAGGGUAUGAAGUACCUGCACCACCGUGGUGUGUCCCACUCUCGCCUGAAGUCCCGCAACUGUGUAGUGGAUGGGCGUUUUGUGUUGAAGAUCACAGACUACGGCUACAACGAGGUUCUGGAGGCUCAGAGGUUCCCCUAUGAGGAACCCCCUGCAGAUGAGUUGUUGUGGACGGCUCCAGAGAUCCUGAGGGCCACUCAACCGGGCCUGCAUGGGACACUGGCCGGCGACGUGUACAGCUUCGCCAUCAUCACACAGGAGGUUGUGAUCAGAGGGCCUCCCUUCUGCAUGCUAGAUCAGUCAGCCGCAGAUGUGAUUGAGAAGCUACGUAGACCGCCUCCUUUGUGUCGCCCAGUGGUCAGCUCGGACUGCGCUCCAUUGGAGUGCAUCCAGCUGAUGAAGCAGUGCUGGAACGAACAGCCAGAAAAGAGGCCCACUUUUGAGGAGAUCUUUGACCAGUUCAAGGACAUCAACAAGGGCAAGAAGACCAACAUCAUUGACUCCAUGCUGCGGAUGCUGGAGCAGUACUCAUCCAACCUGGAGGAGCUGAUCCGGGAACGGACAGAGGAGCUAGAGAUUGAGAAGCAGAAGACAGAGAAGCUCCUGACGCAGAUGCUGCCUCCGUCUGUGGCGGAGGCGCUGAAGGUGGGCGGCACUGUGGUGCCUGAGUAUUUUGACAGCGUGUCCCUAUAUUUCAGUGACAUUGUCGGCUUCACCACCAUCUCGGCAAACAGUGAGCCCAUUGAGGUGGUGGACCUGCUCAACAGUCUAUACACGCUCUUUGACGCCAUCAUCGGCAACCACGACGUCUACAAGGUGGAGACAAUUGGUGAUGCCUACAUGGUGGCGUCAGGUGUCCCCGUUCCCAAUGGUAACCGACACGUGGCAGAGAUAGCCAACAUGUCACUCGACAUCCUGAGUGCUGUGGGAACCUUCAAAAUGCGGCACAUGCCCGAUGUUCCCGUCAGGAUACGCAUUGGACUGCACACAGGUCCAUGUGUAGCAGGCGUCGUGGGUCUCACCAUGCCUCGCUACUGUUUAUUCGGCGACACUGUAAACACCGCUUCUCGGAUGGAGUCCAGCGGGCUCCCAUACAGGAUCCACGUGCACCAGAGCACCGUCAAAGUCCUGCGUGAGCUCAACCAGGGCUUCAAGCUGGAGCUACGGGGGAGGACAGAAGUCAAGGGGAAAGGAACAGAGGAGACCUACUGGCUUAUCGGGAGGGAGGGAUUCACCAAACCUCUUCCUGUACCUCCAGAACUCAAGUCAGGGCAAAUGGCCCACGGGCUGCAGAUGGCCGAGAUAGCGCAGUACAAGAAACGGCAAGCCGAGAAACAGCGGCAGGAACAACUUGCAAAGAAGAAAAACUGAGCACGGCCCCCAAAGAGCCAAAGGACCUGAAGCAGGUGUUCCACAAGGCAGUGAGGAAGAUCUCCCACGUCCGUGUGGUUACGCAACUGUGCGAGGACGUCAACGUCAUGAUGUCGCAUCAUUGACAAAAUGUGUCUGGGGACCUCAG